AUGGCCACUCCUCCAGCAGUGGAAGACCAGGCCCGACUGUUGGAAGAUGCCCUGACGGUAGUAAGGCAGCAGACGCAUCUGAUGCGCAAAUGCUUGGAGACACCGGGAAAGCUUAUGGAUGCUUUGAAAUGCAGUUCAACCUUGGUAUCGGAGCUUCGAACAAGCAGUCUAGGACCCAAGCAAUACUAUGAAUUGUACAUGGCAGUAUUCGAUGCUCUACGACACCUGUCCGCCUACCUCAAAGACUCACAUCCUGUCAAUCAUCUCGCCGACUUAUAUGAGCUUGUCCAAUAUGCAGGCAACAUCAUACCUCGAUUAUACCUAAUGAUCACGGUGGGCACUGUAUACAUGUCGAUUGAGGAUGCGCCAGUCAAGGAGAUCAUGAAGGAUAUGAUGGAAAUGAGCAGAGGCGUUCAACACCCGAUACGAGGUCUAUUUUUGCGAUACUAUCUUUCGGGACAAGCUCGAGACAACUUGCCAACAGGAAAUGGCGAUGGGCCGGAGGGGAAUCUGCAGGACUCGAUCAGCUUCAUCUUGACCAAUUUCGUAGAGAUGAAUAAGCUAUGGGUGCGAUUACAACAUCAAGGUCAUUCGCGGGAAAGAGACUUGAGAACACAAGAACGAAAAGAACUCCAGUUACUCGUGGGCAACAACCUUGUUCGAUUGAGCCAGCUGGUGGACCUAGACACAUACAAGAACGUCAUAUUACAGCCUUUGUUAGAACAGGUUGUACAAUGUCGGGAUGUACUGGCUCAAGAGUAUCUAUUAGAAGUCAUAACCCAGGUCUUUCCGGAUGAAUUUCAUCUUCAUACCCUGGACCAAUUCCUUGCAGCCGUCUCUCGCCUCAACCCGCAUGUCAACGUUAAGGUUAUCGUCAUUGCUCUGAUGGACCGGCUAUCAUCUUAUGCAGCACGGGAGUCAGAAGCUCUUCCAGUAGAGGAUCGCCAGAAGAUGGAAGAGGACGCGAUCACCAAGCUACUUGAGAAGGUACGGCUCGGUCAAGAAAAGAAGCCCGAAGAACCAGCGCCGGCGGAAAAUAAAGACGGUGAAUCUACUACGAUAGACGGGACAGCUGAGAGCUCAACCAAAGAGCCUGACGUUGAAUCAACACUCAGCACCGCGGAGACCCAAGUGGAAUCAGAGCCUGUCAAUGGAACAGAUGCCGUGGCCGAAAAGAAGAGCAGAGGUAUUCCAGAAAACAUCAGGCUCUAUGAGAUCUUCUUCGAGCAAGUUAUAAAUUUGGUCAAUGCCCAGCACCUCCAAAUACAAGAUACAACAGCGUUGUUGGUCUCAUUGGCCAACCUUGCACUCAAUAUUUAUCCCGACCGUCUGGACUACGUUGAUCAAGUCCUCGAAUAUGCAAGUCAAAAGGUCAAACAACAUGCAAACAGUGCAGACCUGCAUUCACAGGAGACGCAAACCAACCUACUUAACCUUCUCCUGGCUCCAAUGAAAUCUUACGUUUCCAUGUUUACGGCGCUUUCUCUACCAACUUAUAUUCCUUUACUCCAUUCCCAAACCUACCCCACACGAAGAGCUGUCGCUGGCGAAGUAGCCCGCAGUUUACAAAGGAAUCAAACCAAGAUCUCAACACUUUCCGCCCUCGAGGGUGUGCUUGAGAUUCUGAAGGUGCUCAUCAAAGAGGGCACACAACAACCUGCCGGCUACCCGGGAGUGCAACAAAGGAAGGCCGUCGAGACGGAUGAGACCAUAGAAGAGCAAGGAUGGCUGGCACGGAUUGUACAUCUGAUCCACAGUGACGAUAAUGAUACCCAGUUCAAACUCCUCCAGAUGACAAGGAAAGCAUACGCAGAGGGCAAUGAGCGGAUUAAAUUUACAACUCCAGCAUUAAUCACAUCGGCGAUGAAGUUGGCAAGAAGGUACAAGUCAAGGGAGCACUAUGAUGAUAACUGGGAGUCUCAAUCGUCAGCCCUUUACAAGUUCAUGCACUCGUCCCUCUCUCAGCUCUACACGCGCGUUCCUGGCUCUGCCGAGCUUUGUCUUCGUCUUUUCGUUGCCUGUGGGCAGAUUGCCGACCAAACCAAUGCCGAGGAAGUCAGCUACGAAUUCUUUGCGCAAGCAUUCACGAUUUAUGAAGAAGCUAUCAGUGAUUCACGCGCACAAUUCCAGGCCGUUUGUGUGAUUGCGGGAGCAUUACACGAGACGAGAAACUUCGGCAAGGAGAACUACGAUACAUUGAUCACAAAAUGUGCACUCCAUGGUAGUAAGCUGCUGAAGAAGCCAGAUCAAUGCCGGGCAGUCUAUCUGGCAAGCCAUCUGUGGUGGGCUGUGCCCAACGCUGCGAAGGGUGAGACCGAGGAGACGAAAGGGUUAUAUCGUGAUGGCAAGCGUGUCCUUGAAUGUCUACAACGUGCCCUUCGUGUUGCCGACGCUUGCAUGGAUACGGCUGUAUCAGUGGAACUAUUUGUUGAGAUCUUGAAUCGUUAUGUCUAUUACUUUGACCAGCAAAAUGAAGCUGUUACCACGAAAUAUCUCAAUGGUCUCAUUGAGCUCAUCCACUCAAAUCUGCAAACAAAUCAGGAAUCCGCGACGAUCGAGAUGCCAAAACGCCAUUUCCAACGAACGUUGGAAUACAUUGCAUCCAGGGAGUACGAGGGAGUAAUCACUUCGGCUGCGAAAUAA
Molecule: messenger RNA, 2643 nt
Organism: Amorphotheca resinae ATCC 22711
Lineage: Eukaryota; Fungi; Ascomycota; Leotiomycetes; Helotiales; Amorphothecaceae
Exons: 4
Coding region: 1-2643 (880 amino acids)
Biological process (GO): intracellular protein transport; retrograde transport, endosome to Golgi
Cellular component (GO): retromer complex; retromer, cargo-selective complex; late endosome
Source: RefSeq, a predicted model, not a curated record